ACCAAAUCCAAAUAAACAAAACCAACUCCCUACUCUCUUUGCGGCUUUCCCUCUCCUCCAUUUUGAGUUUUUCAAACUUUCUCAGCUACCAGACAAAGGACCAAUAUCCCCUUCUUUCUGCUUUUCUUUUUUGUCUUUCCUUUCUCUCUCUCUCUCUCUCUUCUGUCUUUUUGCUUUAGCCUAAGACAAUCCUCACCUUUCUUCACCAUUCCCACUCUCAUUCAUUGCCCACCAUUUCCUUUUCCCCUUUUGCCUGUUGGGUCUUAGGUUUGAACAACAAAGGUCGAAACUGAAUUUGGGUUUGUUGCUCCCCCAUUCCCCACUGUUGAUGAGUUGAUUGCUUUGCCGUUUGGGAGCUUUCCACCAAGUGUCGGUAAUAUCAAUGGGGUUAGUUGAUGACAACAAGAACAAGGAGAAGGAGGCAAGCGAGGAUGAAGGAGGAGCUGCCAGGGGUGGUGGCAGACAAUUGAGUGAUGAUUCCUCUUUCUAUACCACUGAUCAGGAGGAGGAUAACGAUGAUGAGAGCGCACUUCAUUUGGGUCCCCAGUGUAGUCUCAAGGAACAGCUUGAAAAAGAUAAGGAUGAUGAGAGCUUAAGGAAGUGGAAAGAACAGCUUCUCGGAAGUGUGGAUAUUAACAACAUUGGAGAAACACUUGAUCCUGAAGUAAAGUUCCUUAGCGUGGCCAUCGUGUCGCCGGAAAGGCCAGACAUGGUUCUUUCGAUCCCUGAAGAUGGAAAGCCCCAGGGCUUAUGGUUUACACUGAAAGAAGGUAGCCAUUAUCGGUUGAAAUUCUCCUUCCAAGUUAGCAACAACAUUGUAUCUGGUCUCAGGUACACAAAUACUGUUUGGAAAUCAGGUCUCAGGGUUUUCAGCACAAAAGAUAUGAUUGGAACCUUUAGUCCUCAACAAGAGCCUUAUACACAUGAAAUGCCAGAAGAGACUGCCCCUUCUGGUUUUAUGGCUAGAGGAUCAUAUACUGCAAAGUCAAAGUUCCUUGAUGAUGAUAACAAGUGCCACUUGGAGAUCAACUAUACAUUUGACAUCCGUAAAGACUGGGCUUCAGCUGACUAAGGAAACAACCUGAUGAUGAGGUGGAUGGAUGGAUGUUCGGAUGGCGUUAUAUUUUCAGCUAUUAAUUACAUAUAUAUCUCUCUUUCAGACCAGUUUUGUUUUAACUGCUAGUUUCCCCAGUUGCCUUAACCAUCUCGUUUAUUGUUGUUUGAGAUGUUUUGAUAAUGAAAUGUCUAGAAAAUUGUUCUUGUUCAAUUUCUCGAUGUGCAUAUAUCAACAACUUGAGCUGAGUCUAUGAUUUUUUCUUUUUAUCUUCAAA
Molecule: messenger RNA, 1331 nt
Organism: Gossypium raimondii (Peruvian cotton)
Lineage: Eukaryota; Viridiplantae; Streptophyta; Magnoliopsida; Malvales; Malvaceae
Product: rho GDP-dissociation inhibitor 1
Exons: 5
Coding region: 383-1072 (229 amino acids)
Biological process (GO): Rho protein signal transduction
Cellular component (GO): cytoplasm; cytosol; membrane
Molecular function (GO): protein binding; Rho GDP-dissociation inhibitor activity
Source: RefSeq, a predicted model, not a curated record